Molecule: messenger RNA, 3392 nt
Organism: Notodromas monacha
Lineage: Eukaryota; Metazoa; Arthropoda; Ostracoda; Podocopida; Cyprididae
Source: the annotation of a GenBank genome assembly
UAGUUUUUGAAAGUGUGAAAUAAAAUUUUGACAUUUUAAAUUAAUGCUGGAAUACUGUAUAAAUUAUUGAAUAGUGGUGGCUGUGACCUUGAAAAUUAAAUGGAAGUGCCUGCUGUGAGAUGGAUGAAUCAUGCAGUCGCUGCGGGCCAGAUCUGGCCUACAAUGGGCCAUAUGUUGGGCAGCAUUGGAUUAAUAAAAUUGUGUAGAGUUCUUCUGUGCAUAUGAAUUGAUAAAUGUUGCAUGGCUUUAUUUUUAGUUUACGCUUGAUUUAUCUUGAAGAUUUCAUAUCCCGUGGCAAUGACAGGACCUAUGAUUUUGGACAGAAACAGCUACUCCGCCGCAGCACGAUACCUGCUGGAUGUUAAUUGAGCCCUUAUGCUGAUCGUCCCAUCUGGAAUCCAUAAUACUGUAGAGUCAUCACUAUUGUUUGGAUUCAACCUGUUAUUCCUGCCGGUUGUGCACCUGUAAUGGGUAAGAUUCUACUCCAGAAGCUUGACUUCUGGAUCAUUAUACAUUCACAUCCUCUUGCUGUUUAUAUGCCUGUAAUAUGUGCAUCCCGUGCAGGGAAGUAAUGCUCCACUCCUGGGAAAUUAAUCGUCUAUAUAUCUGAAACUUAAUUUCUUGAUAGAAGCGUUGAUAAAGUGAAGCACUAUACACAGUUUUGAAGUGUUAUGUCCCGUAUUCGAUGGUCGUCGAAUGCGGAACUCUAUGAUAAGCGUUACAGCGAUUAUAAAAGUAUGGCCGCGCACAACGCCUAGCUGGCCUGAAAUCCCAGAAGGGCCAAUCUGAGGGAAGUCCAGGAAAGAUUACUCAGGAAGUGACCGUGGAAGUCACCUUUUCUGCUCUUUGUUAGACUAUGUCCAGUGCGCGAAGAGCGCAUAGCAAGCAGUACGUUUCGGUACCAAUGAAGGCCUUAUCCAGCGGAAGCGGAUCGAGCUCUGACUCGGAAGAAGAUGUGUACAUCGCUGAAAAAAUGAAGAACAGUAAUGUUGUCACCCCGAAAACGUUGAGCGAGCUUUUGUCAUACCUCCCCGAAAUCGAAAUCGUCAGCGAAGAUGAAGCAAAAAGGUCACGGUUUAGGCGACUGUGUGCCCGUCACUCCCGCAGUUUCUAUAUAGCUGUCACUAUUAUCCUGCUUCUUGCCUUCCUUGGAAUCUUUUUGGGUUUGUUGGUGAUUCCUACUUGUUCGCCAAAUUCGUCGUGGCCUCAAUGUCUGGAGAAGAUCCCGGAAGUCAUUAGCAGUUCGUUACCUGGUAAAGCUGACGGAGUUGUUGUUCCUGCGCAUUGGCGGCAAACGUUCCCCGGUGCAGUGAGUUCGGAGUCAAAUGUGUACCUCGGCACCGACGACAUGUACGUGAUAUACGGAUUGAGAUAUAUCGAGAAAUCUGCUGGAGAAAAGUCGGAAAGUGGAUUCGAUGGGGUCUUCGAUUUCGACUCCACCGAUCAGUUGCGACUCAAGUCUGCUCUAAUGUCAAUAUCUUUAACCUCGGGCGAAAUCCGUUGGCAGCGGGAUUUGGAAUUUGCGGAAAGACGUAUUGAACGAGUGAAAUGCUCUGUUAAAAGCAUGAGUUGCUUGACGACGUUGCAUCCGGGUACGCUUUCGGUCUUCAACCCCGAAACAGGGCAAGGCAAAUGGACAAAAGAGAUCGGAGAUGGAAAACUCGACGUAUCGUUCAUAAUGGAUGUCAACAACGACGCGAUUCCCGAUUUCAUCUUGCUUUUGAAUCCGACAGAACUCCAACCAGGAAAGACAUCUAUUCAAUCGUCCAUCAGGUUGAUAUCAGGGUCUGAUGGCAGUACUUUGGGACGAGAGCUUCAUAUUCCUGGGUGUUAUGAAUUGUCUGAUCCACAUGUGGUGGAUAGUGGAUCCAUGGAUUUAGUUCACAUCACAUGCAAAGAACCUAAUUCGGAUGAGCAUCUGCUCAGACUUUCUAUGCCCGAUUUGGUCAAGUCCGCCCUGAACGGUACCGAAAGUACAGUCGUUGGACUGGCGGAGAAGACCCAUCAAGUGAACUCAGAUUCAGUUGCCAACUUUGCCGGAGGAAUCGUGCAUUUCAACGACUACGAUCUCCGCUGGACCAACUUCCGCAACGGAUCUUCGCAAGUUUUGAUCGAUGUAUCCGAGGACAGUAUCGACAUCAAUCAAGGCCCGACACGAGUCACGAAAUUUGAACAAAUGUUGAAAAGGGCAGUAGUGACUGGUGGAGACUUCGUGCCUCAUUGUGGACGUUUGAAAGAUUCGUCUUCUUGUCCCAUCGUCGUUUUCGUCAAGACUUGGACGAACGUUUCUAAUUCGAGGCAGAAGCGGGAAGUGAUCGAGGCUCCGAUUGCAACUGUGUUUCCGGGCUCUCUCGUGGAUGACAACAGUUUUCUAGAUCCUGGAUCCCUGUACGAUGUGGACAAUCCUCAGAAUGUUCGUGUUGGUCCUUUGAGAUCUGAGUCCGUGGAGAAUGACGUCAGGUACGGUGUGACUGAUGAUGUUGCUCCGAAACCAGCAACUGAGGAUGUGAAGGAUCCGUCUUCGAGUAAACCACCGUUUGUGCUGAAAGUGCAAACUCGAGAAAGUUCGUGGGAAUUUGUCAGCUUGAUUGAUCGUGUCACUUGGUUCCGGGAAAGAAAGGACGUGAAUUUUGAUCACGGAUUCCUGGAGGUUGAGAAUGUUACUGUUGCCUGUGCGUCUUCCCCUGAAGCCACAUCGCUGAGGCUUGUUCUUUCUGAGCUUGGCAGUUGCAUUCCGCGUCCGAAUCAGCAUUCAGUGGCAACAACACUCGUGACGGGUUCCGGCAUCGAAGUAAACACGGGCACGGGUGAGCAAAUGGUUGCGUUGGUCAGCACUACCCCGAGUUUGGAACGGGUUCCUAAUCCCGAUGGGAAGAGUAUUUUCAGGCUUGUUACCAAAGUGAAUCAUUGGCGAGGUUUCAUGGCUGAUGUUCCCGGGGAAUCGUGAGGUUGGGAGAGCUUUUUUGAUUCAUUCCAAUUUGAGAUCGCAUGGUUGAAAGUACGCGAAUACCUUGUUUUUUAAAACUUGAAAAUCCGUCUCAUUUUCCGCGUCGACUUUUUUUUCCAGUGGAGACUUUUUCAUCAAGUGUGCGUUCGCUAGUCAUUAGGAAUUAUGCUAGGUCACGUCUGAAUGAUCUCCCACGUUGUUUCCUGUGUGUAAAAGAUCAAGUGCGGGGGAAAAAUCAUUUACGAGCUUCGCUUAAGGUCAAGUGUGAUUGCAUGUGCCUGGUCAUUCCAGAAAGUGUUGUGUGAAUUUAUUUAAAUUAUGCACCCGAGACUGAGAGGGCUUCUUGCGUGCUCCCCAAUUGUUGGCGGAUAUUUGUAUCGGAAAGGCUUUGAAUUGGGUGCGUGUACAGUAUUUUGAAAGGUAUAAUUUUUUGAGAGAGGGGGGG